Molecule: messenger RNA, 2682 nt
Organism: Paramecium tetraurelia
Lineage: Eukaryota; Ciliophora; Oligohymenophorea; Peniculida; Parameciidae
Exons: 3
Biological process (GO): tricarboxylic acid cycle
Molecular function (GO): oxoglutarate dehydrogenase (succinyl-transferring) activity; thiamine pyrophosphate binding
Source: RefSeq, a predicted model, not a curated record
AUGUAAUAACAUUUUAAUUACGCACGAUUAUUAAGAUAUCCAUUUUCCAACUAUAAGAAUUAUGGCUAGUUAACCUAAGUGAAGCUUGAUAAAAGCUUAUUAGAAAAUAUAGAGAAUAAGCAAUAUCAUUUCAUUUAGUACUUUAGAUAAAAUGGACAUUUGGUUGCCUAAUUGGAUCCAUUACAAUUGAUAGAGAGCCAAUAGAAAGAGAUGCCAGGAGUAUUGGAUUUCGGAAUCAAAUACAACGAUGAUAUCAAGGUGAGCAAUAUAUUGAAGAAGGAUGUGAAGAGUGUGGAAGAAUUGGAAGAAUAUAUAAACAAAUUGUACGCAUAGAGUGUAGGAGUGGAAUUUGAAUAAAUAGAGGAUCCAGAGGAGAAGUAAUGGCUGCAUGAAAACUAUGAAAAGUUUAUGAAUGAGGAAAUUACAUAAGCCGACAGAGUUAGUAUUCACAACUUGUUGGUGCAAAUGGAAGCUAUAGAUCAUUACUAUCAUAAGAAGUUCACCACUUUUAAAAGGUAUGCUGGAGAAGGAGGAGAAGGUGUGAUUGUGGCUUUGAGAGCAAUUUACGGCUAAGCUGUGGAAUUGGGAGUCACCGACGUCGUAUAAUCAAUGGCACAUAGAGGAAGAUUCCCAUUGAUGAGUAGUUUGUUAGAUUUCCCCCCCAGCGAUAUUUUUAGAAAAAUUAUGGGGGAAAACGAUUUACCCUAAGAAUACACUUUUGGUGUCGAUGAUGUAGUUCAUCACUUGUCAACAUCAAAUAAAAAGAAGUUUAAUAACAAAGACUUAACAAUAACCGUUGUCCAUAAUCCAUCUCAUUUGGAGGCUGCUAAUCCCGUUAGUUAGGGUAAGGCAAAAGCUAAGUAAGAUGAUUACGGUAAUAUUGAUUAAGUUUUAAAUUUAUAAUUACAUGGGGAUGCAGCUUUUGCAGGUUAAGGAAUUGUUUAUGAAAGCAUGUUGCUUUCUGGAUUAGACAACUAUUCCAAUGGGGGUACUGUUCACAUCAUCCAAAACAAUUAGAUUGGUUAUACAACCAAUAUAAAGGAUUCUCGAUUUUCAAGAUAUAGUUCAGAUCUCCUAUUGGCCUACAGAUACCCAAUUCUUCAUGUCAAUGGAGAGGAUGUGGAAACCCUCCACAAGGUCUCUAAAUUUGCAGUUGAAUACAGACAGAAAUUUAAAAAGGACAUUCUGAUUGACAUUGUAACCUACAGAAAAUACGGUCAUAAUGAAGUCGAUGAGCCUUCCUUUACUUAGCCAAACAUGUAUGAAAAAGUCAGAAAAGCCAAGUCUUUACCUGUGAAAUACAAUUAACAACAUUUCAGAUAGGAGGACUAUGAAAAAAUCAGAUAGAAAGUGUUUGCUUAUUUGGAUUCAGAAUAUGAAAAGGCUAAAACUCUGAAGUAGACAUUGGCCAAAGUGACAGAUGAAAAAUCAAAGGGAUCGAAAGCAUUUACAUAGAAAUGGAAUAAGAUGAAAUUCAGUCAGUUUUGUGGAUAGGAUGCAAAGACUGGAUUAAAUAAGGAGUAUUUAGUUAAUUUAGCUAAGUAAUCAGUUGUUAUUAAACCAAACUUUAAUUUACAUCCUAGAUUAUAGAAAUAUUUCAUAGAUGAUCGUUUAGAUUAGAUUCAAAAGAAUUCUAUAGAUUGGGCAACCUGUGAAACUAUUGCUGUUGGAUCCUUAUUGGAAGAAGGAUUCAAUGUAAGAUUGAGUGGAGAAGAUGUUGAAAGAGGAACCUUUAGUUAAAGACAUUGGGCAUUUGUCGAUUAGAAAACAGAAGAAAAAUGGAUUCCUAUGUAGAACUUUGCAGAAGCCAAAAUGCAAGGAAGACUCCAAGUUGCCAAUAGUCCUUUGGCUGAGGCUUCAGUGAUGGGCUAUGAAUUCGGUUACUCUUUAGAAAACCCUAACAAUUUGGUUAUGUGGGAGGCUCAAUUCGGAGAUUUUUACAAUACUGGAUAGCAUAUGUCUGAUACCUUUAUAACAUGUGCAGAAGAAAAAUGGAUGAGACAAAGUAGUUUGGUGUUGCUUUUGCCCCAUGGAUAUGAUGGUGCAGGUCCAGAGCAUUCAAGUUCCAGAAUGGAAAGAUGGUUAUAAUAAGGAGUCCAAAAUUAAAACUUCUAAUUUGCAAUUCCAUCCAGUCCUAGUUCCAUAUUCCACAUUUUGAGAAGAUAAAUGCAUAGACAAUUUAGAAAGCCUUUAGUGAUUGCCAAUGCCAAAUCAUUAUUGAGAUCAAACAAGGCGAAGUGCACAUUUGAAGACUUAGGUGAAGAUAAAUCCUUCUAAAGAAUAAUUACCCAUAAAUAAGGGGAUCGUCCUAAUAAAGUGAUAUUUACAUAUGGAAAAUUUGUUUAUGACUUGUUAGAAUAAUUGGAGAAGAAGAAUGCCAGCAAUUAUGUGACUUUUACAUUUGAAUAAUUGUUGCCAUUCCCUAAACAGGAAUUAGAAUUAGGAUUAAAAUAAUUAGAUAAGGAUGUUAAAUUCUAUUUUGUUCAAGAGGAACCUCAGAAUCAAGGUGGUCUUAAUUAUUGUCAAUUACAAAUCGAUCAAGUUUUGACCUCUUUACAAUUUACCAAUAAAUCUUUGAAUUAUAUAGGCAGACCUGAAUGUCCGAGUGUCGCAGUUGGAGCAACUGUUCUACAUAAAUAAGAAUUACAAAACAUUGUUAAAUAAAUUGAUAGUAUAUUAUGA